Molecule: messenger RNA, 1305 nt
Organism: Lactuca virosa
Lineage: Eukaryota; Viridiplantae; Streptophyta; Magnoliopsida; Asterales; Asteraceae
Source: the annotation of a GenBank genome assembly
AUGACAAGAGUGCCACCCCCACCAUGGAAACCCCUACACAUACACGUACUCUUCUCCUUCCUUUUCCUUUUAAUUACUGUGGUCGAGUUUUCCUGUGCGAGUUCACAGCACUUCUUGACUUCCGAGCGAAUCACAUUGCUUAAACUCAAGCAACAAUGGGGGAAUCCGCCGUCACUGAGGAACUGGAACGCCUCUUCAUCGCCAUGCAACUGGGAAGAAGUUAUCUGCAACCACAACGGCUCUGUUGAGUGGCUUCUACUCAUGAGCAUGGGAUUAACUGGACACAUACCUCCGUUCAUCUGUGACCUACGGAACCUGGAAACUGUGUUUCUCAGUGAUAACUUCCUCACCGGAGAGUUCCCGAAGGUUUUUUAUAAUUGUUCCAAGCUAGUUAAUAUUGAUAUCGCACGGAACGGUUUUUUUGGAAGGUUUCCGAAUGAUAUUGACCGAUUAUCAGGACUCAUGAUGUUUGCUGUCGGAGGUAAUAACUUCACCGGCGAUAUACCUCCUGCCAUCGGCAAUUUGUCCGCGUUAAUGUAUUUGUCGUUGGAUAAUAACUUGUUCAGUGGUUCAAUCCCGUCGGAGAUUGGAAAUUUAUCUAAUCUGGAAACGUUGGAUUUGAGUUCUAACGAUUUGGAAGGUGAAAUCCCUUCUGGGUUGCUUCUGUUGAAGAAACUGUAUAGUUUGACCUUGCACAAGAACAAUUUAUCUGGAAGAAUUCCGUCGAUGAUCCAGUCUUUACAUUUAAUUGAAAUCGAUCUCUCCAUCAACAAAUUGAACGGCUCAAUUCCUAAAGAUUUUGGCAAAUUGCGGCAGCUGGAGGUGUUAAAUUUGUUUUCAAAUCAUUUAUCCGGCAACAUUCCAUCGGAGAUCAAGUCAUGGAGUUCACUAACCACUUUGCAUCUAGCGAGAAACAAACUUUCUGGCCCGAUUCCACCAACCAUCGGUUAUUUGAAAGGUCUUCUCAAUCUUGAUUUAUCAGAAAACCAAUUUUCGGGCGACAUUCCGCCACAAAUGAGUCAUUUGAAACUGAUGACUUUAAAUCUUUCUUCGAACAAACUAGCCGGAAAAAUCCCAUUUGCAUUCGAUAACCUCGCUUACGAAAAUAGUUUCUUAAACAAUCCCGAUCUAUGUUCUAGUGCUUCAUCCCCAAUCUCAAAUCUCCAUAACUAUUACGCCAAAUCCCCACACUCCCAGAAAUUUCCCCCCAAAAUCAUCGCCGUGAUUGUCGUCUUGUCAACAUUGAUCAUACUUUUCGCCAUUCUGUGCACCAUGAACGUCUACAGACGAUACCUCAAGAAGUAA